Messenger RNA from Dermacentor albipictus, 2444 nucleotides. RefSeq names its product allatostatin-A receptor-like. Lineage: Eukaryota; Metazoa; Arthropoda; Arachnida; Ixodida; Ixodidae. The record is from RefSeq and is a predicted model, not a curated record. Gene Ontology annotation, molecular function: G protein-coupled receptor activity. Gene Ontology annotation, cellular component: plasma membrane. Gene Ontology annotation, biological process: G protein-coupled receptor signaling pathway.
GCGACGCCAGCAGACGACAGGGCCCGAUGCGAGUGCGCGAGUUGUAACUUAGCAGACGACUCGCUCGCACCGCCGUCUGCUCGGCGCCGCUUCCGUCGACUCCUCCUUGGGGAAGGAAAAAGAGUCUGCACGAUUCGUUUGUUCCACACUGUUGGUGGAGAAACUGCUACUAAUAGACGACAGCAAGCCGUCUGCUCUGGAUUGCCUGCGUUCGGGCCGAUGGCAGCGCUGCGGAAUUACCGUGCCAUUAGACGCCAGUGACUUUUUUACCCUGCCUCUGGAAUAAUCUGUGCAAGAGACGAAGUGGAAGAGGAGAGGAGCACGGUGUGAUACGAGACCACCACUACUUCGGGGUUGACGUUGCGAGAUCGUUCGCGGUGCAACGCCGGGUUGUUUCCAUUACUGGAAGCGUGUUGCGUGGUGGCGGCCACACUUGUUGAGCGGGAACCCCAAAUCAGGAGACUCCAAACAGCGGAAAAGUUUGGAGAGCUAGUCCUGGGCCGGCUGCGGGGAAUUCGCGUUGUUUGGGAAAGGGUAGGCGGUAACAAUCAUGGAAUAAUGCAAAAGGAUUCCCACCGUGCGUCGGGUUUCACCGCAGUGCGCUGAACGGGAAAAAGUAGUUUCUGUCUCCACCUUCGUAUCCUGGCCACCGACGACUCAACGCUACUCCUGUGAUCCAGAGCAGCAAGAGCCCUGCCCAGAGAAGACUCCAUCAUGUACAGGUACACCGAAAACCCUUCGUAUGCAGCUGAAGACCACAAGCGCGAUGCCGAGUCAGCGACGCCUGCCGGCGUCGUCCAGCACUACGGGAGUUCCGAUCCAAUCAAGUUCCUGGCGACGCUCGUCAAACAGACCGCGGCCGCCGCGGCCUCGAGCCUCUGCAACGGCACCGCGCCGCCGCUGUCCUGCGGCGGCGACUCCAGGAACGCGACUGCCGACGCCGCGUACUCGGACGGCGAGGACGACGACUUCUUCGAGUACCCCGGGAACAGGGCGGUGGAAGAGGUGCUGGGCAUCGUGGUGCCCAUCCUGUUCGGCGCCAUCGCCGUGAUCGGCUUCUUCGGCAACGCGCUCGUGGUCCUGGUCGUGCUGUGCAACCCGCAGAUGCGUUCCACCACGAACAUCCUCAUCAUUAACCUCGCCAUGGCCGACCUGCUCUUCAUCGUCUUCUGCGUCCCCUUCACGGGCUGGGACUACACCCUCAACUACUGGCCCUUCGGCGACGUCUGGUGUCGCGUCGUGCAGUACCUCGUGAUCGUGUGCGCGUACGCGAGCAUAUACACGCUGGUGCUGAUGUCGCUGGACCGGUUCCUGGCCGUGGUCCACCCGAUCACCUCCAUGUCCGUGAGGACGGAGCGAAACGCGUACCUGGCCAUCCUCCUCACCUGGGUCGUCAUCCUGCUCGCUUGCAUUCCCGCGCUCUUCGCCCACGGCAUGAUCGUCCUCAACGACAGUUUUUCCUCCUGCACCUUCCGGGUGGACCUGGGAUACAACAUCGCGGCUUUUCAGAUAUCCUUCUUCAUGUCGUCCUUCGUGAUUCCGCUGGCGCUCAUAUUCGUACUUUACGUCUUGAUGCUCAAGAGGCUCUGGUUUGGAACGGCGCCCGGAGGCAGGGUCAGCGCGGAGAGCGUGCGAUCCAAGAAACGGGUCACCCGACUCGUAGUGGUGGUCGUGGUCGUGUUCGCCGUGUGCUGGUGUCCUGUUCAGGUGGUACUCGUGCUGAAGAGUGUGGACAUCUACGGGCUGCCGAUGAACCCUCCGCGCAUUGUGGUGCAGAUCGCUUCGCAGAUUCUGGCGUACACGAACUCCUGUGUGAACCCGUUCCUCUACGCUUUCCUCUCGGACAACUUCCGCAAGAGCUUCCGGAAGGUCAUCUUCUGCUACCGGAAGACGCCGGCGGCGGUCGGCUCCUGCCCGACGCGGACGCGGGGGGAGGAGAUCGACUUCGCCGAGCGAGAGACGCUUGCCAACCCUGCGAACAAGGCCCCCAAAAUCAUGAACGACAUACUGUAACGAAGACUGCGAUGGUGCGCCGUCAACCGAAGCAUCGGGCCCUACUGGCACCACAUUUCUUUCCCCAUCAAGGAAGCUGCAUUCCGUCAUUCGGCAGUUCUGCGCUGUGUACGUCCUGUGUCGUUGACAGAGUGUGACUGUCCAAUGUCUGCAUAUGAUGCAGUUCCAAAAACGUGACAAUGGUGUUAACGAAGUUCGCUGGCUAAAAAAAGAAAUUUACUUCAAUCAGAAUUCAGCCUACCACGCUACGGAUGACGCAACAUUAAUCAAACGACCGAAAGUAAGAUAACCGUUUGUCUUCGAGAAAUAGUUUCAACAUCACCGCCUCACCAAGCUGCUACUAAUCGCCUACACGCCACUUUAUGCCAUCACAAAACACAGCAGACAUCGUAGCGUGUCCGCCCAGUGUUGUAUAAAUGGGUCUUCUUCAA